This is a messenger RNA of Penicillium angulare, 1866 nucleotides long. RefSeq lists its product as uncharacterized. The transcript is spliced from 3 exons. Lineage: Eukaryota; Fungi; Ascomycota; Eurotiomycetes; Eurotiales; Aspergillaceae. Bases 1 to 1866 code for a protein of 621 amino acids. The record is from RefSeq and is a predicted model, not a curated record.
AUGGAUCCUGGUAAUGAUUUAAUCCAUGAAUGGCUUGCGAAUGUUACGAAUGAUUUGAAUUUCCCGCAAGAUUUGCUUGUUCAAAACACAAAAUUCAACGAACAACAAACCUCCGGCCCUCGCCGCAUAGACGACAGAGUCGCACUCGACGCACCCGGCCUCGUUGAAGACUUCACGAUCGCUGCGAAGAUUUAUCAAGCUACGACCAAGGACCCCGGCCAUGGCACUACUGCGGUUGACGACAGAAGGACACAAGAAGGGCUCAUGGGGGUUGAGGAAGGCCUAGAUCUACUACCGAAGGGCAAAAAACGCAAGAGAGAAGACACCUUCCAGCGCAGACCUCGCCACAAGACACGAGAGGAUUUCUAUGAGUAUAAGGGCUCUACUGUUGGAAAUCAGCAGCAGUCGUCUUCGAAAUUCCGCACAAGAAAGCGGAAACGGCCAAGUAGGUGGCAUAACAUGAAUGAUGAAUUCCACGCAUCGAAUGUUGCUCGGGAAAGAUUGACCCUGCGCAGCAAUAUGAAUGUGGGGAUAUUCAACAAGGGGAAGGCUUCAAGUCCGGUCAUACUACGAGAUGGCAAAUUAUCUGGUUCCGGGGGUUUGGCAAAUGAGCUUUCUAUGAAUCAAGGAGUGCCUGUGACAAGACACAUCCAUAUGCCGACGGUUAACGAUGCAGACAGAAAAACAGUGAAACGAAGGAAGAAAGGUCACAUUCGACAGGAGAAGAGUCAGAAAUAUACAUUUGCAGAGCCCCUUAAGGAAGUCGAGGUGGAAACCGUUCUGCCCCCAAAGGAAAAUGAUCCAGAAUCCAGGGCGAGAGAGACGUCGAACGAUGCAUACAAAGCAAUGCCGUCUUCCCGAAUUGGAGUCGAAUUACUAGCCCCGGCUACCUGCAAAAACCCAAAAGACACACUCCCACAAUCGAAGCGACAGGUGCAAGAUCCCGUCGACGAUGCCCAAUCAUCAAUCCCCUACACAUGGUCUGAUACACACCAUGACAAAUCGGAAACCGGUCAUGAAUUGGAAGUGCUGCUUUUAAAGGGUCUCCUAUCAACUGAGAUCGCUGAUUGCUCUGUCGAACGAGUUCCGGCCACACCUUAUUGUGAUCUUGACGAGCUGCAAAAGUUGUUGCGAGAGCGCAAGUCAUUUUGGCAAUGUGAAACAAACCAGAAUUUUCAAGUUGAUGAUCAAUUGCUAAAAGAAAUACCCCAAAGGAUUGGAAACAGACGUUUUACGGAGACCCAAAGAAGUCCAGAAGAAGGAACUGCUCCCAACUACUCGACAGAUCUGAAACCACAUCCCGUUGGGCACGUAAAAUCCUUCCACGUCUCAGACGGCGCCGUGGAGAAUACAGCGGAAUUUAUUCAGACAGUUCAUGACCAAAGAGACACCUCGUCCUUUCCAGAGUCUACCAAACGGUUUAUGCAGCAUGGGUUGGAGCCUGACGUGAGCCUAGGAAAUAGGCAUGAAUAUACUGCUUCCGCCUCCAUAGAUGCCGACCUUCUGGUGGAAAUAAGCCACGACAUGGAAAAUUAUCCGCUCGCGUUUCAAGAUGAUGACGCCUGGAAGGAGUUCGAGUGGACUACUGAAGAUUUGCUUGCUGCAUUUCCCGUGAACGAGCCACCUGGAGCCGUGUCGGCUGAACACGCUCUACUACUAGGCGAGAGGGACCGUGGGGGCGCUGAAGGGCAAUCCAAAAUGUGCGAGAAAGCUGAGAAUCUGGAAUUUCUACCUCAACUUCUAGGGGAGGAUGUAUUCAGUCUCCUAUCAAUUCCGAGACAUUCCGACGUACAAUCAGCGGCCACCCAUGGUCCGGCUCCCAACACCCUUCCGCCUGGAUUCUGGCGCCAGAAUAGGUUGUAUUGA